Molecule: messenger RNA, 1476 nt
Organism: Hyaloscypha bicolor E
Lineage: Eukaryota; Fungi; Ascomycota; Leotiomycetes; Helotiales; Hyaloscyphaceae
Product: tRNA methyltransferase complex GCD14 subunit
Exons: 1
Biological process (GO): tRNA methylation
Cellular component (GO): tRNA (m1A) methyltransferase complex; nucleus
Source: RefSeq, a predicted model, not a curated record
AUGGCGCAGAAGACGUCGCCGUUCUUGUUUCCGGGCCCGGUUGCUACGGCUGAGAGCUUAUCAAUUCUUCAUCUAAAGAGAGAUUUGCAGAUACCGACAAUCCUCAAGGCGCGCGAUGAGGAUGAUGAUGGCUACUCGGAGGGGAAGGUCGUCAAUACUCGGUUCGGGUCGUUUCCGCACAGCACGUUGAUUGGAUUGCCAUGGGGAAGUCAGGUUCGAGCUUCGAAAGUUGAUACGGGAUCGAGGGGUCGUCGCGGCAAAGGACAGGAGAAGAAACGAAAACGCGAGGAGCCUGAGAGCGCGCCGAACAAAGCCCCGAAGUUGGAGGAAGAGGAUGCGGAGGAUGUUAGCACGCCGAAUACCACGAGGGGAGAGAAAGAGGCUGUCACUGCUUCGAGUGGAUUCAUACAUAUUCUGCCUCCUACGCCGGAGAAUUGGACGAGUUCACUGCCGCAUCGAACCCAGGUGGUUUACACUCCCGAUUACAGCUACAUUCUACACCGAUUGCGAGCACGACCUGGUGCAAGUAUAAUUGAGGCUGGUGCGGGCAGUGGGUCGUUCACGCAUGCAUCUGCGAGGGCUGUUUACAGUGGGUAUCCUGAAGAUGUGGAGUUUACAACGAAGCGGAGGAAGAUUGGGAAGGUCUGGAGCUUCGAAUUCCACGAACAGAGGCACGAGAAGCUUGAGAAGGAGAUCCAGGACCAUGGCCUGGAAGAUAUCGUACAAAUCACACACCGGGAUGUUUGUGAAGAGGGAUUUUUGGUCAAUGGGGAAAGUCCGAAUGCUGAAGCCGUAUUCUUGGAUCUGCCAGCUCCAUGGCUUGCUCUACCACACCUGUCGAGAUCCCCGUCACCGAAGACGGAAACGAAUGGUUCAACGCCCUUCAUAUCACCACUAAGCCCGAACGCACCGGUCCAGAUAUGCACCUUCUCCCCUUGUAUCGAACAAGUCCAGAGAACAGUCUCAGUCAUGCGGAAUCUUGGCUGGGUUGAUAUCGAGAUGGUGGAAUUGUCACAAAAACGAUUCGAGAUUCGAAGAGAGAGGAUAGGAAUUGAUAAUGGAGCUCAGAGAGGUCUGCAAUCGGUUCCUGCAUCGGUGGAGGAAUCUGUUGCUCGGCUAAAAGAAGUCGAAGGGACCUUCAAGGCGUUCCAUGAGAAUGGAGACAAGCCGGAGGCGAGCAAGAAGGACAAGGAGAAUCCGAAUAACAGAGACAGGAUCAUCGAGAGUUUGGUUGAGAAGAAGGUGUACAAAGAAGGGAGGUUGGUGCAUAGAACGGAGCCGGAAGUGAAGACACAUACGAGUUAUCUGGUGUUUGCAGUUCUACCCCAGGAAUGGACUGCUGAGGAUGAGGCUAAAGCAAGAGAGAAGUGGGAGGUGUUGAUACGAAAUGAGGAUGAGAAGGCUGGCGGAGAAGGGGAUGUGGUUAUGAGUAAACGGCAGAUGAAGAAAGCUGCAAGGCAGGCACAGAAGGAGAAA